This is a messenger RNA of Staurois parvus, 1155 nucleotides long. The record is from the annotation of a GenBank genome assembly. Lineage: Eukaryota; Metazoa; Chordata; Amphibia; Anura; Ranidae.
AGAUCUGGAGAUGUCGGAGUUACAAGAAGUUCAGAUCACAGAAGACAAUGCUCUUUUUCAGGACCCUUUAAAGGCAGCUGAAUUGGCUGCAAAAUUAAUGUGCGUACAAGAGCAGAAGCACUCUAUUGAGACUCCCUAUGGGAUGGUGACGGUCACAAUUCAUGGCAGCCCCAAACCCAAGCGUCCAGCGAUAGUAACAUUCCAUGAUGUGGGGAUGGACCAUAAAAUGUGUUUUGAAACACUGUUUAAAAACGAGGACAUGUAUGAGAUAGUGAAGAAUUUCGUUGUGUGCCACAUUGAUGCUCCAGGACAAGAGGAGGGGGCUGCUGUCUACCCCGUUGGAUAUCAAUACCCAUCACUUGAUCAGCUGGCAGAAACCAUCCCUUGCGUGCUGCAGUACCUUAAUUUCCCCAGUAUUAUUGGAAUUGGUGUUGGUGCUGGAGCCUAUGUCUUUGCCAGAUACACGCUUGCUCACCCCAAUACAGUGGAAGGUCUAGUUCUCGUUAAUAUUGACCCAAAUGCCAAAGGUUGGAUGGACUGGGCAGCACAUAAGCUUUCAGGCCUGACAUCUUCCAUCCCGGAAAUGAUUCUCUCUCAUCUCUUCAGUGCAGAAGAGCUUUCAAGCAACUCAGACAGUGUGCGUCAGUACAAAACCGCCAUCUUAAGCUCCCCCAUCGUCAGCAACAACCAGCUGUACUGGAACAGUUACAAUAGUCGCCGGGAUUUGAACUUGGAGCGUGGUGGAGAUGUCACCCUAAAAUGUCCUGUGAUGCUAGUAGUUGGUGAUCAGGCUCCUCAUGAGGACGCAGUGGUUGAGUGCAACUCAAAACUGGAUCCAACACAGACCUCAUUCUUGAAGAUGGCGGAUUCUGGCGGACAGCCACAGAUUACACAGCCUGGGAAGCUUGCAGAAGCAUUCAAAUACUUUGUACAGGGAAUGGGAUACAUCCCCCACAUCCUGGAUAAGAAGCGCAGUAUGGGUGGCUUCCUCUUGUAUGACUCGUCUGUCUCGCUCCCGCACCGCCUCUCUUUCCAGCGAGGGGAAUCGCUCACGCUCUCUCGUACCCUCUCCCAGAGCAGCGAGUCGGGGGGAGGACCAACAGGAACGUUCACGGAGGUGACCUGCUGAGAAGUCGCGACGCGGGGGACAUGUGA